CCUUUAAAUGCCGGCGCAAGAAGAAGAUAGAUAACAACAAUUGUGCACUGUCCACUUAAGAAUUUCGUGUACUUUAUGCAACAAAGUAACCAAACAAAAAUAGAAUCAAUAUGAAUGCGAUGAGGCACGCGAUAUCGCUGUUCUCCCUGGGCUCCUUCCAGCUGGGCAGACGCAUGAGAAGCCAACAUCUGAGGGGUUUUCUACUUGGCACUGGGCUGGGUCUUUGCAGUUUUGCAACGGUCACGUACGCACAGGCAGAGGCCGCAAAGGUCAAUCGCAGGCUGAACGUAUCGAAAUUCAUGGCGGAACCGAUAACGGAGGCAACUGUGCUGCUGGAAGACAAGGAGAAUAUGCGGCAUCGCAUGGAACUCAUGAUUAUGGAGAUUCAAGCGGAAUUCUGCCGUGCUCUCGAAUCGGAGGAGUUUAACGGUCAAAAGUUCAAAGUGGAUCGUUGGAUGCGCAAGGAGGGCGGCGGUGGAGUCACCUGUGUCCUUCAGGACGGCGAUGUCUUUGAAAAGGCCGGCGUCAAUGUGUCGGUGGUGACCGGCUCUCUACCACCGGCUGCAGUGCAGCAGAUGCGGGCGCGUGGCAAAGCGUUGACAGAGAACGUGAAAUUGCCGUUCUUUGCGAGCGGUGUCAGUGCUGUAAUUCAUCCACGUAAUCCCCAUGUGCCGACGAUACACUUUAACUAUCGCUACUUCGAGGUGGAACUGCCCGACGGCGAGAAGCAAUGGUGGUUCGGCGGUGGCACAGAUCUGACACCGUAUUAUUUGGACGAGACGGAUGCCCGUCACUUCCACAAGACGCUAAAGAGUGCCUGCGAUGAGCACGAUGCUACCUAUUAUCCCCGGUUCAAGAAAUGGUGCGACGAUUACUUCCACAUCAAGCAUCGCAACGAGUCACGCGGCAUCGGUGGCAUCUUCUUCGAUGACAUCGAUGUACCCACCCAGGACUCGGCAUUCAAUUUUAUCACCAGCUGCGCUCGGGCCGUGAUCCCCUCGUAUAUGCCGCUGGUGCAGAAGCACAAGAAUGACGCCUAUGGCAACAAUGAGCGGCAGUGGCAACUACUGCGACGUGGUCGCUACGUCGAGUUCAAUCUAAUCUAUGAUCGUGGCACCAAAUUCGGCCUGUAUACCCCAGGUGCGCGCUACGAGAGCAUUCUAAUGUCGCUGCCUUUAAAUGCCCGCUGGGAAUAUAUGCAUGAGCCGCAGCCCAAAUCCAAGGAGAGCGCUUUAUUAACGGUUUUGCGCAAUCCCAAGGAAUGGAUUUAAUGAACAAAUCCACUUGAAACGUUUACGUUUUCAAUUACUACUAUAUAAUAUCGGGUUGGAAUGGUGCCUUUAUGUCACUUUUAGCAAUAUAAGAAUUUACAAUAUUUAUGCCUGUACAGUUUUUGCGUUAAACAUUAAUAAACAAUUAUUUUUACAAGGAAAAAAUAAAA
Molecule: messenger RNA, 1441 nt
Organism: Drosophila grimshawi
Lineage: Eukaryota; Metazoa; Arthropoda; Insecta; Diptera; Drosophilidae
Gene: Coprox
Product: oxygen-dependent coproporphyrinogen-III oxidase
Exons: 1
Coding region: 111-1271 (386 amino acids)
Cellular component (GO): cytoplasm; mitochondrial intermembrane space
Molecular function (GO): coproporphyrinogen oxidase activity
Source: RefSeq, a predicted model, not a curated record